This is a messenger RNA of Pungitius pungitius (ninespine stickleback), 3962 nucleotides long. RefSeq names its product ATP-dependent RNA helicase DHX8-like. The coding region runs from base 49 to 3624 and encodes 1191 amino acids. The record is from RefSeq and is a predicted model, not a curated record. Gene Ontology annotation, biological process: mRNA splicing, via spliceosome; spliceosomal complex disassembly. Gene Ontology annotation, cellular component: intracellular anatomical structure; catalytic step 2 spliceosome. The transcript is spliced from 23 exons. Gene Ontology annotation, molecular function: RNA helicase activity; ATP binding; RNA binding. NCBI's taxonomy places the organism in Eukaryota, Metazoa, Chordata, Actinopteri, Perciformes, Gasterosteidae.
AAAAGAGAAGAAGAAUAACUUCCGUACGAAUCAUAAUAUUCACGAGAAAUGGACGCGUUAGACGAAAUUAAACGUCUCGAGUAUUUAUCUUUAGUGUCGAAGGUGUGCACCGAGUUGGAGAAUCAUCUGGGAAUAAGCGAGAAAGAUCUGGCUGAAUUUAUCAUCAGUCUAGCCGAGAAACACCCGACAUUUGAGGGAUUCAAAGCCACUCUGUCUAAAAAUGGAGCAGACUUCACGGAUACCUUUACUGCUAAUCUACUCAGACUUAUUAAUGCUAUGCGACCAUCUUCGAGUACAGGUCAUCAGUCAGAGGUCAAGCCAAAGGGUGAGAAGGACAACCUGAAGCAGAAAUAUCCAGCUUUAUGUAAACAAGAUGAUCCUGUGUGGAUGAUUCCACCUCUCCACACAGAAAAAACGGAUGAUCAGGUGGCAGCAGCAGCCAUGAAGGAGCUGGAGAUGCUGAUGCCUAACUUCUGUGGAACAAGCACCGACAAUGGGUCAGGCAGUAAUUUUGACUCCGCCAGAAGUCGAGACACGGGCCGACAAAUCGGACGUCGGCGAAGUCGUUCUCGAUCCAGAGAACGCGACGGAGACACAAACCCGCCGCGAAAAAGGAAACGGGUGUCUCGCUGGAGCGACUUUCCACCGAGCCCCCGCCGAGACAAUGACAAGCAGGAUGAGAACCACACGAAGAAGGACGACAGAGACUCUGAGCGCGGGCGCGACCGACUCGCGGAUCGGCCGCCGGCUGAAGAACCAGUUGUGGGCGACAUUUACAACGGCAAAAUCAGCAGUAUUAUGCAGUUUGGCUGCUUUGUGCAGCUAGAGGGCCUCAGGAAACGCUUUGAGGGCCUGGUGCACAUCUCUGAGUUACGCAAAGAAGGGCGUAUCGCCAACGUGGCGGACGUGGUCGCCAAAGGCCAAAAGGUGAAAGUCAAAGUGCUGUCCUUCACCGGAACCAAAGCCAGCCUCAGCAUGAAGGACGUCGACCAGGAGACGGGGGAGGACCUGAACCCCAACCGGAGGAGAAACCUGGACCCGGGAGUCGGAGACGAAGCCAUGAGGAACCCCGACCGCCCCGUUGAAGCCAGCGUGGUGGAACCAGAGGAGAACCCGUCGGAACGCAAGCGGCUCGCCAAGAUCACCGACCUGGAGAAGUGGGAAAUCAAACAGAUGAUUGCCGCCAACGUACUUCCUAAAGAAGAGUUCCCAGAAUUUGACGAGGAGACGGGAAUCCUUCCCAAAAUAGAUGACGAAGAAGAUGAAGAAUUAGAGAUCGAUCUGGUCGAAGACGAACCACCAUUCCUCAGAGGACAGACUAAAUUCAGCACUAACAUGAGCCCAGUGAAAAUCGUAAAGAAUCCCGACGGCUCCCUCUCCCAAGCAGCCAUGAUGCAGAGCGCUCUGUCCAAGGAGAGGAGGGAGCUGAAGCAGGCGGCCCGCGCAGCAGAGUUGGACUCCAUCCCGACCGGGAUCCACAAGAACUGGAUCGACCCGAUGCCCGAUUAUGAAGGAAGGCAGAUAGCCGCCAACCUGAGGGGCAUCGGGGCGAUGCCGCUCGACCUUCCGGCGUGGAAAAGGUACGCCUUCGGGGGGAACCAGGUGUCGUACGGCAAGAAGACCGAACUCUCCAUCGUGCAGCAGAGAGAGAGUCUUCCUAUUUAUAAGCUCAAGGAACAGCUUGUUCAGGCCGUCCACGACAAUCAGAUCUUGAUCGUCGUCGGCGAGACGGGGUCCGGUAAGACCACGCAGAUCACGCAGUACCUGGCGGAGGCCGGCUACACCACCAGGGGGAAGAUCGGCUGCACGCAGCCCCGUCGAGUGGCCGCCAUGUCCGUGGCCAAGAGGGUCGCCGAGGAGUACGGGUGCUGUCUGGGUCAAGAGGUGGGCUACACCAUCCGAUUCGAGGACUGCACCAGCACGGAGACGGUGAUCAAGUACAUGACGCACGGCAUGCUGCAGAGGGAGUGCCUGCUGGACGCCGACAUGAGUCUGUAUUCCAUCAUCAUGCUGGACGAGGCCCACGAGAGAACCAUCCACACCGACGUGCUCUUCGGACUCCUCAAGAAGACAAUACGGAAGCGCAAAGACAUGAAGCUGAUCGUGUCCUCGGCCACGCUGGACGCUGUCAAGUUCUCGCAGUACUUCUUUGAAGCGCCCAUCUUCACCAUCCCGGGAAGGACUUUCCCGGUGGAGGUUCUCUACUGCAGAGAGCCCGAGACGGACUACUUGGACGCCAGCCUCAUCACGGUCAUGCAGAUCCACCUGAUGGAGCCCCCGGGGGACGUUCUGGUGUUUUUGACGGGACAGGAGGAGAUCGACACCGCCUGCGAGAUCCUGUACGACAGGAUGAAGUCACUCGGGCCCGACGUUCCCGAGCUGAUCAUUCUGCCCGUUUACUCUGCGCUGCCCAGCGAGAUGCAGACCAGGAUCUUUGACCCGGCCCCCCCGGGCAGCAGAAAGGUCAUCAUUGCCACCAACAUCGCUGAGACGUCUCUCACGAUCGACGGCAUCUACUACGUGGUGGACCCUGGCUUCGUCAAGCAGAUCGUGUACAGUUCCAAGUCGGGGAUCGACCAGCUCGUGGUGACUCCCAUCUCACAGGCGCAGGCCAAGCAGAGGGCGGGUCGGGCCGGCAGAACGGGCCCGGGGAAAUGUUACCGGCUCUACACGGAGAGAGCCUACAGGGACGAGAUGCUGACCACCAACGUGCCCGAGAUCCAGAGGACCAACCUGGCCAGCACCGUGCUGUCUCUGAAGGCGAUGGGCAUCAAUGACCUCCUGUCCUUUGACUUCAUGGACGCUCCUCCCAUGGAGACGCUGAUCACAGCCAUGGAGCAGCUCUACACUCUGGGCGCUCUGGAUGAUGAAGGCCUACUCACCCGGCUGGGGAGGAGGAUGGCGGAGUUCCCUCUGGAGCCGAUGGUGUGCAAGAUGUUGAUCAUGUCCGUCCAUCUGGGCUGCAGUGAAGAGAUGCUCACCAUCGUCUCCAUGUUGUCGGUGCAAAACAUCUUUUACAGACCGAAGGACAAACAGGCCCAGGCUGACCAGAAGAAGACAAAGUUCUUCCAGCCGGAGGGAGACCACCUGACCCUUCUGGCGGUCUACAACUCUUGGAAGAACAACAAGUUCUCCAACCCCUGGUGCUUCGAGAACUUCAUCCAAGCGCGCUCCUUGAGGAGAGCUCAGGACAUUCGAAAGCAGAUGCUGAGCAUCAUGGACAGACACAAGCUGGACGUGGUGUCCUGUGGGACCGCUACCAUGCGGGUCCAGAAAGCCAUCUGCAGCGGGUUCUUCAGGAACUCUGCACGGAAGCACCCGCAUGACGGGUACCGUACCCUGAUUGACCAGCAGGUGGUGUACCUCCACCCCUCCAGCACGCUCUUCAACCGCCAGCCAGAGUGGCUGGUGUACCACGAGCUGGUGCUGACCACCAAGGAGUACAUGCGGGAGGUGACCACCAUCGACCCCCGCUGGCUGGUGGAGUUCGCCCCGGCCUUCUACAGGGUCGGCGACCCGACGCGCCUCAGCCGGCAGAAGAGGCAGCAGAAGCUGGAGCCGCUGUACAACCGCUACGAGGAGCCCAACGCCUGGAGGAUCUCCCGCGCCUUCAGGCGCCGCUGAGCGACCCCGCGUGCCUUUUUGAACCAGGUCGACGCUGAUAAUGACUGAUGCCAAGUACCCACCGUCUGAGACAUUUCAUGCAAUAUCGGCCAGACCUGUCCAAACACAUUAUGUAAUGUUAUUAGGUCGUACUGUUAUAUCUACGGAAUAUUCCACGGGUUUGCAAAGAGGGUUUUUUGCGUAGUUCAUAAACACUAGAUGCGUCUAAUCAUUUACUGUCUGUUAGAGAAAUAGUCAUUUGUCUGGGUAAAUAUUAGGCUGCUAAUUAGUUUUGCGCAAACAUUUCCUAAAAGGACCAAACUGCUCCUUUUUGCCGGUGUAUAUUUGGAGUAUUAAUA